AUGGACUUCACAGACUGGGAACCUGAUAGGUUUAAAAUAUUACUUGAAAAAAUUGAAAAUAUCUCAUACUCCGCGUCAGAGCAGAGUUUAAAAGAAUUAAAUUACCAAUUACAAGAAAGUAAACCAUGGUUCCUUAAUUUACUUGAUUUACCACCUCAGAAUCCAACACACCGUAACCAAUUGAAGACUCGACGUACUGCAACCAUAAAUCAAAGAGAAUAUAGGUUUACGGAAGAAUUUGUUAUUGAAGCAAAUUCAAUAUCUGAUUUUCUCAAGACUGAUGAAUUAUUCGCAGCAAAUCUUUUACAUCAUGGAACGAAUCAAUGCUCAAGAUAUGGUAGACCGGCUGCUGAAACUGCAAUUUUAAUUUUACUUAGAGAACAAGGAUAUUUAUUAGUUUGUUUAUCAAGUCUUAUUGGAAAUUCUUUUAAUGAAGAUAUAAAAAUUUCAGUUAGAGAUUUAUUUAAAAAUUAUAUGGAAGGUUUAUUCAAUGUAACAUCUAAAAUAACCAAAGAUGGAUCAUUUGCACGUAAGUUGAUGUCAACUAUACAAAAGCUCAAAUCGGAAGUAAAUGAACUUGAUUCUCGAUUACAACAACUCAUAAGUCAAGGUCCUACUAUAAUCUCUCCCAAUGAUUUACAACUUCUUAAUGUUGGUUAUAUUUUGGUCAAUUUUAAUACUGAUUCUAUUCAAGAUAGAAUUAAACAAUCUUUAAUACAUCAAAGAUAUCUUGCACAUAGUUUAUGGUUAAUAUCAUAUAAUUACCUUUUAAAUGUAGAAGAUAUAAAGGAAUUAACAAAAUUAUUACAAAAUUCUAAUACUGAAGAUAUUGUCUUCCCAUAUUUAAUUGCUUCAUUAUUAUCAGCUAUUGAUACUUCUCCUGAACAUUUAUCUAAUGAUUUACCCGCAAAAAAGAACCAUGAAGAAUUGAUUCGAAACAAAGAUUUUAUUAAUAAUUUUACAAAUAUUGUUAAAAAAGAUCAAUGGAAAGUUGAAGCUGCUAAAUCAACAAUUAUGAUUCAAUGGUGUCUAUUUGUUUUAGAAGCUUUACGAAAUUCUCCAACAUUAGAACCUCAAUUAAUAAUUAAAGAAGAACAUUUGGGAGAAAUGUUUCAACGUGCCGUAGUUAAAGACGCUUUUCAAUUUAUAACUCAUUAUUUACUUUCAUUUCAAAAAACGGAAAUGGAAUCUGUUUAUAUUGAAAUUGCGCCUAGUAUAUCAACUGUAUGGGAAAGUAAUAGUAUUGAAAAUGGUACACUUAAUUUUACUUCUUCUUCUUCAGGAAUGAUAUCAAAAAUUGACAAUCAUAUACGCGAAGAUUUCGGAUAUUUUCUUCGUAAACAACUUGAAUUUUUUGUUACAUCAAUAGUCACUAAAAUGUGGACUAAUUUACAAAGGAUUAGGCGACAAGAAGAGGAUGCUAUUCAAUCGGCAGCUGCUGAAAAAUUAGUUCGAACAAACACUAAAAAAUCCAUCGUUUUACGUCAUGAUGUUGAGGCUUUCUUUAUCUUAAUAGCAAAUAUCUAUCGAAAUCAACCUGAUGAAGGUCUUAGAUUCUGGAUAGAUUUAAAACAAAUAAUUAAUUGGGGUGCUAGUUUUCAAGAAAAAGGGAUGAUGCGUUCAUAUCUGGAAAUGCUUUGUUCAUUAUCUGCAGGUUUUCAUUCUGCUGCUCGUGCUGACGAUUUUCUUUUACGUGGUUCAGAUGAAAUGGGUGAAUGGUGUUCUUGGUCUACUUUAUUAAGAGCUUUAGAUGCCUAUAAUUUUGGAAUGAAUCAAGAUAUUAAACAAAUCUUGGAAGAUGAAGUUAAACUUUUAAUCUCUUUUCUAAGAGUUUUUCAACAAGUUGUAAGAUAUUCAAGUAAUGCAAGAAUACGAUUUUUUCACGCCAAUACAAUUAGGAAACUCUUUCGUUUAGUAACACAUCAUGUACCUACAGAGUUAAAAGCAGAAUUAUAUAAUGCAAUCGCGGCAUUUUGUGUACCAGAAAGUGAAGGAUUUUCUGAGAUCUCAUUACAAAUUUGGAAUAUAUUGGAAGAAGAACAAAUUGUUCCUACUGUUCCUAAGGACCUAAAGUUUGGUACAUCCACUUAUUGGGGUGUUUCAAAUAUGCAAACACAAGAUACUUGGGCUAUUAAAAAAGAACUUGAAGAAGUGGAAUCUCCCAAAAAGUUAUUCUUUCAAACAUUAUCCUUUGUACGUUUUAUUAAUUCUUUGAUUUAUGUUCCUGAUACAAAUGUUUUUCUUCGAUCUGGUUUCCCUGUUCGUUCAUCAACUAUAAUUGAUCAAAUUGGAGUUGGUUAUCGACAACCUGGUAUCAGUCCCUACAUCAAUUUUAUAAUAGAUGAUAUUUUUAUCAAAGCACCAACUCGUGAUUACAUGUUUCCUUUGCAAAAAUGGAAGAUUAUGGCUGCUUCCUUAGAAAUUAUUGAAAAAUUAUUAAUCUCAUUUGAUUUGACAGGUCCAUUAUUCCAAAAUGAUCAAGUUUCUUCUUUAAAAUCAUCCGAAGAAAAUAAAUUAAAUAAAGAUGAAAUUAGUGUUCUCAACAAAGAUUUUAUUCAAUAUUUGAGAAAUCAUUCAGGGUAUGACUUAAUGAAAAGGCUUUUGAGUAAUUCUCGAUUAGUAUAUGUAAUAUUUGAAAUUAUUUCUCGUGGAAUUGAAACAUUGGCAGAUGAAGAAAUCAAAACUCCAUUCAUUUCUGAAUCAGUUUUACAUUGUUUAAAGAUAAUUUGGGUCGCAUUGGAAAAGCAGGACAGAUUUUUGAAAAAAAUAGUUCCUUUAGUAGGUGAAAAUUCGCCUGGGUGCUUCGAAAAUGCAUUUCUUUCUAAAAAAGAUAUUAUUGUUCAAAUUGCAUUAUUACUUAAUUAUAGAAAUCCCGAUAUUUGUUUUUAUUCUGUCAAGGUAUUAUCUAGUCUUGCUAGUUCUUCAUUAUUUAAUUCAAAGGAUAGAUUUGGUGUAGAAAGGGUUAAUAGAUUAUUAGGGAUAUUAGAUUCUAGUCCAGAUUCAGAAAUGAUUCUUAGUGGAUUUGUGUCAAGAUUAGAUUUAAAUGUCGAUGAUGAUAUGUGGGACAAUAAAUAUAAACUUGAAGACUUUGAGUUAACACAAGUCGGAUUAAAAAUUUGGUCCUCGCCUGAUGAGGAAGAAUAUAGUGCGGGACCGUUAACUUCUGAAUCAGGGAUAACCUUUGGAAGUGUUAAAUGCGCAAUUUUAGAUCUCAUAUUAGAAAAUAUGAUGCCUGAUAAAACGAUACCUACGAUAUCCCAUUUUCUCCUUGGCUUCGAUUUUCGUGGUUCAUUGCAAAAUCCCGUUAUUAAAUUCAUUAAUCAAGACGACCUUAAGGAAUCAUGCUUACACAAAAUCAUGGAAAUUCUCGGCCAACCGAUUCAUAAGGAAUUAGAUAAUUUCGAAGAUAUUGAACUCUUGUUUUCGAAUUAUUCAUCAAUGACAGCUUGUUGUUAUCAAAUUCUAUAUAGACUUUGUGCAGAACAUAACACUUCAGAUGUAACAAUGAUGUUUCUUCGAAGUCAAGGAUUUUUUGAUAAGCAAUUUAAAGCAAUUCCUUUACAGAUAACUAUACCAGAAAAGACACCUGAUUGGAGAGAGUCAUGCACUCUAAUAAGUUAUGAUGGUCAAACAAUUGAGUUAGAUUUAGUUACAUUAACUUCAAAUAUUGAUGAAAGAACUUAUUUAUUGAAGAUGAUUGCAUUGGAAUUACGUAAAUGCAAAACUCGUUCCGGUAUUGAAAGAUUACUGAGUAUGUUACUUGGUAUCAAUUUGAUUAAAUCUCAGGAGGAUGAUGAUAUGUCAGGCAAAUCCGAAAUCAAAAUUCUUGAUGUUUUAAAUAUGUUAGAAUUUGAAUGGAUCGAUUCAUGGAAGAUAAAUGAACCUCAGCGAGUAUAUUUUGAUAAGGUUAAUUUUAAGAAUUUAGCAUCACGUAAUGAACGAGGAAUGUCUUUAUAUAGAUUGCGGGAUGUUUUCUCAGAAUUAAAUCAAACCUAUACUUAUCUGCGAAAACAAGCACAAAUGGGAUUUUCGGUAAAUGAAACUAGCUUACGCAAAGAGAUGAAACAUAUAUUACGAUAUUGUUACUCUUACAAUCGUGAGCAAGAAUUUAUAUAUUCUAGGUUUGAAUGUUUUAAAGCAUGGAGGGAGGUUAUUGAAGUGAUUAUAGUCAAUCAUUAUUCUCGUUUACGGAUAGAAGUUCGAGAAGCUACAUUUCAUGACAUUUUAUCCGUUUUAUUGCCAACUUUGCAACAUGAGUCUAAAGCAAUUGCUAUUAUUAUUAGCAAAGUUAUAUUCGCAGCAAUUACAGUUUUACGUUUAGAUCGUAAACGGUUAUCAAUUCUACAAAGUAUAAGUACUUCAAAUCUUGCAUAUAUGAGAGUCCCUUCCGAUCGACUUUUUUCUAUAUUACGAUUGAUUUUGGAAUGUCUUGUUCAAGAUUUUCAACCGGAUGUUCGAAAUAAUUUGUAUGCAACGAUUUAUAAUUAUUUGCAUUAUAUAGACCGCGAACCUGAUAUUACAACAGGAUUACCGCCACAAAGUGAUUUAACUCGAUCGAUUCCUAAAAGUGAGAUAACACGACCAGGAUAUUCCACACCAAGAAAUUUACCGUCUACUUUAACAACUUCAAUUCGAGCAGAUCCACGAUCUGUUCUCGAUGCUGGUAAUCUUGGAGCCUUUAGAAGUGCAGGUGAUAGAUUAUUAGAUAUUAUUCGUAUAGAUGCAUCGGAAGGACCAGUUGCAGGAAAAUUAUGCGCAUUGAAUGUCCUAACAGCAAUUUGUAGUUUGGACAAACGUGAUAAAGGACUUUUUGUUAUCGAUUAUAUGAUAAGAUCAGGAUUUCUUGGAAAUGUUGUUAAAAAUUUGAAAAGUCAAAAUGAAUUAUUGUUACAAUCUAUAAAGUCUCGACAUGAAAUUGCUGCUAUACAAGCAAAGUACGUAUUUGAAGCCAGAGUUGGACUUUUGAUAUGCUUAGCACAACGCAGAGAUUGUGCCAUUAAACUUAGAGAUAUAGGGAUUAUAGAUUAUUUGGACGAAUUAAUUUUUCUUGACGAAAGACCAAAUUACAGCAAUCCCGAGCCAGCAUAUCAUGACCUUUUGAUGUUAGUGAUUCGUCUUAUAGUCUGUAUCCUUACAAGUAUAGGGCACGAUAGUGCAACCGCAUUAGUUAAGGUUGCCAAAUUCAUAAGCGGACAUCAAGGCUUGGUUUCAGAUAUUUUCACGGAUAUUCCUCCCAUGGAUGUUUUGAAUUCUCAGGAUUACGAGAAGCGAGCCAAUUUUAUUAUGUGUAUCGAAGUCUUAAACGAGUUGACUCGCUUAUUUUAUCUAUUAGGAACCAAAAUAGAAUCCAUUGAUGAAGUUCGCACUGAAACGCAUCAACGCACUUUUCAAGGAUUCCUGAAAGAAUUAAUAUGCCGAUUUUUUACUAUUAGGAAAAAGAUAUCAGAUUUUAUAGAAACUGGGGAUUCGGAUAUUCAACACAUCCAAGAACAAAUUUAUAGUAUUAAUCGCAAUCUCUUAGGAUGGAGCCAAAUAAUGACAUUAACCAAUAAGAAAAAUCAAGAAUUUAAACCAAUAUUUACUUCGUCCCUUGAGGCUGCUAAAAGACCUGAAGAGGAAUAUCAUGGAGAUAUGAUCAAUUAUCUCCGUAUUUCUAUUGAUAUUCUUGAACAGGAAUUACAAAAUCUUAAGAAGUUAUCAUUCAAACUAGAAAAAGGGGAAGAGAUGUUAGAUGUUAUUGAUAUUGAAGAGGCAUUUUCAUCUUUACCUGAUGACUUAACGUCUGAUAUUGACGAUAUUCAGCGGAAAUCUUUAACAAUUCGAGCCUUGCAAGAGCAUUAUUAUGAAACAUCGAAAAAUGUGUCGCAACAUUUAUAUGGAUCGAAGUCGAAACCUUUUGAAACACGUCGAAAUGUUUCAUCACACACAACGAGGGAUGCAGAUAGAGUGUAUUUACAAAAGAAUGCUAAACAUGUUCUUACAGAUAUUUUGAAAAAGUUAGAAACCUUGGAUCAGCAACCGACUUCUAAAGAAAUUGUUGACCGAUUUAAGAUGCGUAAUGAUUAUAUUCAAAUGUUGGUUCGAAAAUUGCUUCGUUAUUUGAAUUAA
Diversispora eburnea is the source of this 6108-nucleotide messenger RNA. The record is from the annotation of a GenBank genome assembly. NCBI's taxonomy places the organism in Eukaryota, Fungi, Glomeromycota, Glomeromycetes, Diversisporales, Diversisporaceae.